Molecule: messenger RNA, 1230 nt
Organism: Knipowitschia caucasica
Lineage: Eukaryota; Metazoa; Chordata; Actinopteri; Gobiiformes; Gobiidae
Source: the annotation of a GenBank genome assembly
AUGGCUUCAUGUUUGUCUGAGGAGCUGGCCUGCUCCAUUUGCCUGAGUUUGUUCACUGAGCCGGUGGUGCUUCUGUGUGGACACUCUUUCUGCAGAGAAUGCAUCAGUAAAUUUCUGUUCAACCAGCCCCAGUGUCCCACCUGCAGAGGCCCAGCGCAGGCCCAGGAUCUGAGGUCCAGCCAUGUGCUGAAGACACUGGUGGAGAAGGCUAAAGAGACGACCAAGCAGAAGCUGGAGUACCGCCUGGAUAAAGAGAGAGCUGAGUUUCUGUGCCUUGAACAUGACGAGAAGCUGAAGCUGUUCUGCAUCACGGACCAACAGCUGAUCUGUGUGAUCUGCAGAGACUCACACAAACAUGAUCGGCACCAGUUUAAACCUGUAAGUGAAGCCUCUGCUCUGGUGAAGACUGAGCUGCAAAAUCUGAUCUCAAAGAUCUCUACAGACACCGAGGCUCUGCACACUCUGGUCUCCAGACAAGAACAGCUGAUCAGCAAGACGAAAGAGCGAUCUGCAGAGCUCCAAACUCUCGUCAGCUCAGAGUUUAAGAAAAUGUAUGCGUUUCUGCGGAAGAAAGAAAAAGACCUUCAGGACAAAGUUAAGAACGAUGAAGAAGAGGCUUUACAGAAGAUGAACCAGAAUUUGAACAACAUUCAAGAAGCUAAAGCAGAGAACAAAAAGAUUACAGAUACUUUAACCCAAAUAUUAAAAAUGACAGACACUGAGCCAUUGCUGAAGAUGUGGUCUGAAGAUGGCGAAGCCAAGGCAGCUAAAGCUUCUUUUCAACCCAAAAAUAAUAAGUUCCGUGUGGAGGAGCCAGAGCUGCACCUGGGGCCAUACGAGAGCCACCUGCAGAUGUUUGUGUGGAAGGAGAUGAUUCAGGUGUUGCCCAACUCCACUCAAAGCACCAACACGUUCACAGAGCAGCAUUACUGGGAGGUUUAUGUGGGUGUACAGAGUGACUGGGAGCUGGGUUUACCUGACACGUACCUAAAAAACGGCUCUGGUCAGUUUCAGGUUCUCGCCUCAGGACGCUCCACUUCUCUGGAAGUUAAGACCAAACCUCAGAAAGUUGGUUUGUACCUGAACUGUCUGAAAAAAGAGUUGUCAUUCUACAACGCAGACACCAUGGAGCUCAUGCACACGGCAACGUUCUCCAGCAGCCUCCCAGUGUGUGUCCACUUUAGUUUGGGAAAACGGCGCCACAAUCCUCUGGUGAUCUAUAAGUACUAA